Messenger RNA from Entamoeba invadens IP1, 4209 nucleotides. RefSeq lists its product as hypothetical. The transcript is spliced from 2 exons. NCBI's taxonomy places the organism in Eukaryota, Evosea, Mastigamoebida, Endamoebidae. The coding region runs from base 1 to 4209 and encodes 1402 amino acids. The record is from RefSeq and is a predicted model, not a curated record.
AUGACUAGAUGUUGUCAUGUAUCGUUUAUUUUCUUUGUAUUUUUUAAUGUCGUAUUUUCUGCAAACAUUAUUUGUGAAGUGGGGUAUUAUGUUUCGGAUUCCAGUUGUUUUUCGUGUAAAGCUGGAUAUUACUGUCCAGAUGGAAUUAAUAAGUAUCCUUGCCAAAAAGGUUAUUACUCGAACAAUCGGGCCGUAAGCUGUACGCUAUGCUCCGAUGGACAAUACGCACCAAAAACCAAUUCUUCGAAUUGUAUCACUUGCGAAGCCGGGACGUAUUCUAAUGGGGACAAAAAAGAAUUUUGCACCAAAUGCUCUGCUGGUACUUAUUCGUAUUUGGGGUCAUCCAAAUGUAGUAAUUGUAUUGCUGGAACUUAUUCCUCAUUGGGAGCUUCAAUUUGUACAACAUGUUUAAGUGGUUAUUAUUCAUUGGAUGGUGCUUCUGUGUGUUAUUAUUCAGCUGGUGGUACUAUUUCGUGUACAAAAUGUGGUGUUUAUCAAUAUUCUUUAAUUGGAAGUGGUUCUUGUACUCAAUGCAAUUCGACUUGCAAAACAUGUGAUAACACAAAUGGAAACUGUUCGACAUGUUACACAAAUUCUUAUGUUUCAAAUGGUGUUUGUAUGAGUUGUCCCGCUGGUCAUUAUUUCUACUUAAAUGAAUGCUUAGAUUGCCCAGACAAUACUUAUUCUUCAGCCAACAGUUCUACUUGUUUAAAUUGUAUUUCAUGUGUUGCUUGUGACAGAACAAAUGGGCAUUGCACUUUGUGUGGUAAGGGGCAGUAUAUAAAUAACACCAUUUGCUCCAAUUGUCCUUCUGGUACGAAUGGAGAUGGCACCCAAUGUAUUCCUUGCCAAACAGGAACAUAUUCAAGUUCUUCUGGAAGUGAUAGUUGUACAAAUUGUAGUGAGGGUUAUUAUUCAGAUACAAUUUUUUCAACUACAUGUAAAAAAUGCAGCAAUUAUUGCAAAUCAUGUGAAAUAAAAAAUGGGUUCUGCUCUUUAUGUGUGGCUGGGUGUGUUUUAUCUGGAAAUUACUGUUAUCCAUGUGAGGCUGGAACACUGGCAAUUCAACUUACAAACAAAUGUAAUGUCUGUCCAGCAGGAACUUAUUCAUUUAUGCAAUCAACAACUUGUUCAAUGUGCCAAACAAAUACAUAUUCACAUGAAGGAUCAUCUCAGUGUUUACAAUGCAAUGAAAAUUGUCAGACAUGUGACAAAACAAAUGGAAACUGCAUUACUUGUAUUUCUGGGUAUGGAUUAGACAAGAAGUUUAAUUGUAGCAUCUGUCCAACCGGAACUUAUGCAAAUUCAACAAACAAUAAAUGCCAACAAUGUGACAUUAAUACGUACCAAUCAAAAGAAGGACAAACAUUUUGCAAUACAUGUGAUAUCAAUUGUGAAACAUGUGAUAUUAUAAGUGGUAAAUGCUUAACGUGUUACGCUGGAUAUGGAUUUGGUCAUAAUGGAAAUUGUGAAAUUUGUGGUGAUAAUAAUUAUUCACUUGGUGGAACUUUAUCAUGUUUAGCCUGUCCAAGUGAGUGUACAAACUGUUGUAGAGAGAGUGGGGAGUGCACAUCAUGUCGGUCUGGGUUUAAGCAAAUAAUAAACCAAACCACCGGAAAUGAAGAGUGUGUCUCAUGUUCAUUAAAUAAUAAUUGUUCUUCAUGUGAUUUGAAUGUAAAUGAAACUGAGAGAAACUGUAUUGAGUGUGUAAGUGGGUAUUACUUGGAAGAUAACAAGUGCAAAGAGUGUUCACAAAUAACAAAUUGUGUACAGUGCUCAUUUAAAAACAAAGAUUGUUUGGCAUGUUCAAAUGACUUAGUUACAACUGGUGAUGGGUGUAUUUCAUGUGAAGAAGGCAAAGUGAAAGUCACUUCCAAUAUGUGUAUAAAUUGUUUUGAAUUGAUUCAAAAUUGCCAACUAUGUAAAUAUAACAACGGGAUACAAACAUGUUCAAAAUGUUUUGCGCCGUAUGUUAUAAAUGAUAUGACAUCUGAGUGUGUUUUUGCAUAUUCAAACACAACACAUUAUAAUUAUGAAGAAUCGAAAGAAGAUGUUAAUGAUGUUGGCUGUCUGCAUCAAGUAAAUUCCUCGUGUUUUAUGUGUGAUGAAGAUCACAUUUUAGUCAAUAAAGAAUGCAUUGAAAAACAAGAUGAAAAUUGCUUUGAUUAUUCAAUGAAAACAUGUGAUAACUGUACCAAGAACAUUAUUACAACAAACGGAAAUUGUUUAAUUGAAAACGUGUGCAAAUACCAACUUAGUCAAUACAACCAGACUAUUUGUAUGAUAUACAAUAAUGACACGCAAGAAGGCAUCAAAGUUGACAAUUGCAGAUAUACACAAAACGAGUUUUGUUAUUUGGCGGAUGAUGGAUAUUACACAACAUUAAAAAACAAUGGAUUAACUGCAAAUUGUGACAAUGCAAAGAUUUGUCAAAAUGUUAAUAAUAAUACAGUCGACAUAUCAUGUAAAAGUGACUUUGUAAUAACAUCAAAAUUUUUGUGUUCACUAGACACAAAUUGUGUUAAUUAUAAUGGAAGUGUGUGUAUUGAGUGUAACUUAAAUUAUCACAUUGUAAAUGCUGGAUGUGUUUCCAAUAACAAAGAGUGCGUGAUUCAAAACAAAGAGAUUUGCAUUGUGUGUGAAAACAAAAGUACAGUUGAUGGAAAAUGUGUUUCAACAGAUUCAAUUAAUUGUAAAGAAUUUGUUGGAAAUGUAUGUAAACAAUGCGAAGACGAUCAUUACAAAGACACGACUGGGUGUUUGCCAAUAGAAGAGAAAUAUUUAGAUUGCGAGCAUGUGAAUGUUGUGUCAUCGUCUUGUUUAGAGUGUAACAAAUCCUUUGUUCUUGUCGACAAUUCACGUGUUGAAAACGAUAUAAACAAAAACACAAACAAUAUACAAUUAAUAAGUGAAACUACAACUAACAACUGCAUACUGAAGAGUUCAAAGGGGUGUUUGCGAUGUAGUGAUGGGUAUUACAUAUUUAACUCACUUUGUGUAAAAUGUGAAUACCCAUGCAAACAUUGUUCCAAUUUGACGUAUUGCACAAAGUGUGAUGCGUACUCGUACAGCAAGAAUGGCAAGUGUUUUGAAUACAAUGAGUUAUUAAAUGUGUGUGAUGUGAUGAUGUCGACAUACGAAGGGUGUGUUGCUUGCAAAGACGGGUACAUGCGAUCUUCUGAUGGCAAACAAUGUGUUGGUUGUGACACGUCAUGUGCGACGUGUUCCAAUGAUGGUGAUUGUGUUAUUUGCAGUGAUGGAUAUUACAGAACACCAAAUAACAACACAAAGCUGUGUAACACACAGACAGACUUGAACAACUGUUUGAACAAGACGACGAGUGGGUGUACAUUGUGUGAAGAUGGUUUUGCACUGAAAGACAAUUUGUGUAACAAAUGUGGUAAAAACUGCACAUUAUGUGAUGCCACUUUUGAGUGUUCAAAAUGUGGUGAUAACAACAUUCUGAAAGACGGCGUGUGUGUUCACUUCUCACAAAUACCAAACUGCAUCUCAUCACAGAACUCUCUUUGUUGGGAGUGUGCAGAUGGCUACAAGUUGAGUGCUGACAAAAUCGAGUGUUUUGCAAACACGAAUUAUGGUGUGGUUGUUGGUCUUUCAGUAGUAUGUGUUGUUGUGUUAGUUGUUAUAAUUAUAGCAACAAUAACAAGUGUUGUUUUGUUUUUGUUGAAAAAGAAAGACAACAAACACACAGAAGACAUCUGUGUUUUCAAGAUGAGUCGCUCUAAUAUCAUGAUGACUAAACUAGAUGGCGACAUUCUAUCAAACAAAAAUGAAAUUUCAUUUGGUGAUGAAAGUGACAAAAUUCACAUCGAGAAUGAAAGUCGUGAAUUGUUGUGUGUUGGAAACUCGUCAAAAGGAAAUGUGAAAAUCCAAAUCACAACAAAAGACAAAUGCGACAAAUACACAAUUCGCACAGAACCACAAAUAGUGACUUUAAAAAGCGGAUUUGCAUGUGAAUUUGAAGUCUUUUUAACACCACUUUGCACUAUGGAUUUGAGUGAUGAAGUUAUGAUCGUCUCACUUGAUUUAAAUAGUGGUAAACAAAACACGACUUUGAUGAACAUCAAAGCACUGGUGGAGCAAUCAACACGUUUGGAUUACGACGAAAUUAAAACUGAAAAAAAAUCGGCGAAGGGUCAUUUGGUAUUGUCUACAAAGGAACUUAUAGAGGAAAUGUUGUUGCAAUAA